Molecule: messenger RNA, 751 nt
Organism: Owenia fusiformis
Lineage: Eukaryota; Metazoa; Annelida; Polychaeta; Sabellida; Oweniidae
Source: the annotation of a GenBank genome assembly
CAUCAUUUGUGCUGAUGUUGUGUGGCUAUAUAUACCUGAUCCAGUUGUUAGUACAUGCCUUGUUACUGGUGCUUGGUCAUUUUGCUGUCAGUUUGACCUCAGAGAAUAUCCCCAUAGCUGACCAUAACAUUGAAGAGGCUAUUUUAGAAGAAGGCUCGGAUGUUAUUGAGAGAGAUCCCGACCCUGGAGAUAACAUUACAUGCCCAGAACAGGAGGAUGUAUGUAUAAAGCAAAGCUGUGCAUUCCCAGAGAAAGUGGAGAUAUUACAAAGAGAUGGUACAGAUAAACAGAGAAAUGAUAUGAGCAUAGACAGUGUUGCUGUUGGAAGUAAAGCUGUAUAUGACAUAAGAAGAGAAGAAUUCAUCAGCACCAGGGAAGAUAAUGCUAUCACUGGAGAUACUGAAGAGGCAGCAAAGAACCAUGAAUGUAAAGAAACAGUUAAAGUAGAUAUCCUUGUAGAAGGGGAGGAUACUUUUGUAGACUGGGAGGAGACAAACUCUGUAGACAGUGAAGAAUCUGUAUUACAGGUGAGCAGCUACCUGCAUAAUGAACAGACACACACACUGGGUGAUAUCAAUUUGAAAAAAGAUACCAGCAUUCAACAAAAUGAUAUUAAUAAUGAGACAGAUGAUACUUUUGAAUCGAUAGAUGAUAACCCUGAGAAGAAAACACCUCAUGAAAAGGAGAAUGACUAUAUACUUGCAGACAAUGAUACAAUUGACAAGAAAGAGUGUUUUAUAUUGAAAAGGGA